Molecule: messenger RNA, 1279 nt
Organism: Saccostrea cuccullata (small rock oyster)
Lineage: Eukaryota; Metazoa; Mollusca; Bivalvia; Ostreida; Ostreidae
Product: fibroin heavy chain-like
Exons: 3
Coding region: 76-1152 (358 amino acids)
Source: RefSeq, a predicted model, not a curated record
UUAGACUGACUUCUCAAUUAAAAUCACAACUCCUGUAAAGAUCACAACUCCGGUAAAAGAUACACAAAUCUCAAGAUGUUCCGUGCUGUUGCAGUUUUCUGUGUCAUUGCUAGCACAAUUGCAAUCCCUCUUCCGAAAGAUAACUAUCAAAAAUCAGGAUGUGGACAGUUCAGAUGUUCCCAGGCAACCCACGUUAUUCAACAACAAGGAAUUAUUGGAAGCGUCAGGAACAAUGGUUUUAACACUGCCUUUACAGGGUUUGAUGGAAGGAACGCCGCCUCUGCAGCUUCUUCUACCGCAGCAAGUGGUUUUGAUGCGUCUGCUUCCGCCUCCGCUGUUUCUGGUAACGGUGGGUUUGUUGGACACCCAGGAGUAAUAGGCUUGAACAAUGGACUCGGAUUUAAUGGAGUAAACCCUGGUGCAGCUACUGCUACAGCAGUGACCUCUGACGCUGAGAGAACUGCUUUCCUUGGAAAUGCUGGACUUCAAGCUACGGCACCUUACAAUGGACCUAUUGGUCAUCAGGUUCCAAGCAUCAAUUACCCAUCUGGUCCUCUGGUGCAACCAAUCCCAAGCGUACAUUAUCCUACCCACCAGAUUCUUGGUCAGUCCUCUGGAGCUUCUGCUUCAGCUAACUCUAUUGGUGCUGCAGCCUCUUCAGCUGCUUCAGGACUAGCAACUGGUGCCACACUUGGAUCUGGAAUUGGAACAGGAGCUGUCUUGGGAUCCCAAUUAACAAGAAAUGUCGGUGGUCCAGUUUUGCAACCAUUCCCAAGUGUUCAAUUUCCUACCAAUCAUGUUCUAGGUCAGAAUGCUGCAGCUUCUGCUUCAUCUGCUGCUUUGGGUGGUUCUGCUUCAGCUGCAUCUGCUGCUAACAUCGGAUCUGGAAUUGGAAUGGAAGGAGUUUUUCAACCGGAAUUUCCCAGCAAUAUCGGGGGUCCAGUUAUUCAUCCAGUCCAAGGUGUGUACCGUCCUCAAUUUCCUGUUGUCGGUCAAACCGCUGCAUCUUCUGCGGCUGCUGCUUCAGCCUUUCCAAACAGUGCGUCUGCUGCUUCAUCUGCUGCUGUAGGAUCUCGAGGAUUCAGCAAUAAUGGAAUCAUCAGGGGAGCAUCUGGAAUCAACAACAUAGUUCCUGGUAGAAAGACCUACUAAAUCUAGUUACAAAUACUCGGUAAUCGAUGUUGACUGUGAUAUUCAUAAGUUAGCAACCAUGGUGACUGAAUUCCUUUUUUCUUAUUUAUUUAUUUAUUUAUUUAUUGAAUAAACAAUUGUUCAAUGA